AUGAAAAGGAGAAAGGGUGUCCGUGCUACAUCGUGGUUCCCGUCCUCAUCGCCGCGACUCCUUCAACCCCUCGCCUUCGCCUUCCUCGUCACCAUCAUCGGCUUCGGCACCUACGUGAACCUGUACCCGGGCCGCGCAACUCCUCCAAACCUCGCCUUCGCCUUCCUCGUCACCAUCAUCGGCUUCGGCACCUACGUGAACCUACCCAUCUACCGCCUCAUGGGCGAGUACCCACUGCUGUUUCCGACUGCAGCAGCGCUCCCGUGGAUCGGCUUCCUCCUGUCGGGCUUCUUCGCCUUCAUCUGCCGACGCACCCGGGCGGAGAUCCUCACCAUCGCAAUUGAGACGGGCAUCCAGAACAUCGGCAUCGCCAUGCUUGUUCUGCUCUACUCCAUGCCUCAGCCCGAGGGCGACAUCGGCGCCGUGAUGCCGCUCGUCGUCUCCCUCUUCACACCCAUCCCCCUGAUAAUUGCCUACAUCGGGCUGCUCAUCAAAGAGGGCAAAUGCACACGCUGCUGCAAAAAACCGAACAGUCGCGAAGACAAGGCGAGUGAGGAACAAGGCGAACCCCUGCGGCCGGCUGACAACGACGUCGAGGUGGCCGACGCCGACGUCAACUCCGACGACAUCCGCAAAUUGUCAUACUCUAAAGACCACAUCAUCCAGACUAUCAUUUCGUAG
This is a messenger RNA of Mesocestoides corti, 681 nucleotides long. The record is from the annotation of a GenBank genome assembly. NCBI's taxonomy places the organism in Eukaryota, Metazoa, Platyhelminthes, Cestoda, Cyclophyllidea, Mesocestoididae.